Lithohypha guttulata is the source of this 1341-nucleotide messenger RNA. RefSeq lists its product as uncharacterized. The transcript has a single exon. The record is from RefSeq and is a predicted model, not a curated record. Lineage: Eukaryota; Fungi; Ascomycota; Eurotiomycetes; Chaetothyriales; Trichomeriaceae. Bases 1 to 1341 code for a protein of 446 amino acids.
AUGGUCAACUGCGCUCAACUCCAACAAUCCACCAAACCAACCCGCUACCUCAUCAAACGCCCCAAAGCCCUCCAAUACUUCCACCACAGCACCCUCAUAACCGACUCCUCCGAAGAGCGCCAAGCCGGCCGCUUUGAACUCUUCCUCGACCUCCUCUACGUCGCCCUCGUCGCAAACUUCUCCGACGACCUCGCCGAGAACCCUAACCCCAAACACCUCGCCAAAUACGUCCUCAUCUUCGCGCCGGCAUGGCAUAUCUGGGCGGAUCUGCGCGAGAUUAUGAAUUCGUAUUAUACGGAUGAUAUUGUGCAGAGGCUGGUGAUUUUGUUUGUUAUGGCGUUGUUAGUUUUGUAUGCGAAUAAUGCGAAUGCGGUGGAUGAGGAGAUUGGGGCGUUGAGGACGGCGGCGGGUGCGUAUGUGGUGGCGAGGUUCACGACGAUGAUGAUAUUCUUGAUUAGUAGUUUUGCAAGUUAUCAGCAUCGGGUUCAGGCGAGGAUAUUGGCGGGGUUUAUGUUUGUUGGCUUGCUUUUUGUGGUUCCUCUUUUCUUCGAGGGUGUGAGUAUUUGGACGAAGAUUAUGGUUGUAGUGGUCAUGAUCAUUUAUCAGGAGGCGACGUGGGCGAUUACGCUUUCUCCUUGGAUUAAGAGGAAGCUCAAGCUGACCUACAGCACUGCAGUCGACAUUGCGCACGAGGUCGACAGAAUGGCGGCUUUCUUUAUCAUCAUCCUUGGAGAGUUCGUGUACAGUAUCAUUGUGGGUAACCCAGCAGGAACUGGGCUGAGUAGCAGGUACGCAAAAGCAGUUGGUACUCUGGUCAUCGCCUUCUGUCUAAAUUGGAUCUACGUUACAGGUGACGGCAGUCUACAAGCGACGCAUCCGAUCAGAAGGUCGGCUUGGACUGCAUUCGCUUUCUUCCUGCUUCAUCUACCUUUAGCCAUGUCCUUCUUGAUCGGCGGACAUAUACUGGCAGUAAGCGUUCGUCUGAAGGAAUUCGAAUACGGCCAGAGAUGGUUACUAGGUGGCGGACUAGGUAUAGGGAUGUUCUGUCUCUGGGUCUUCGGUAUGCUGUUUCGAAGUGACGACGAAGGACAACUGAUCAUGUCGCGAUGGCUGAGGAUUGCUCCUCGGCUGGUUGUUGCGGUUGUGCUCGUUGUGAUGCCUGAAACACACAGGCACCUCAAUGCGACGGAAUUUGUGAUGACUGUCAUGGCACUGUUCGUUCUAGUAACGUUGUGGGAGACGGCUGGUGGACUUUUGAAGGGCGCACAGCUUUACGAAAGCUGGAGUGAUCGCCAUCCACCGAAAGAGGACCAGGUAGACAUCGAGAACCGUGAGCAAUAG